Hydra vulgaris (swiftwater hydra) is the source of this 1344-nucleotide messenger RNA. RefSeq names its product mitotic checkpoint protein BUB3. Gene Ontology annotation, molecular function: ubiquitin binding. Gene Ontology annotation, biological process: mitotic spindle assembly checkpoint signaling. Gene Ontology annotation, cellular component: nucleoplasm; mitotic checkpoint complex; kinetochore. The record is from RefSeq and is a predicted model, not a curated record. Lineage: Eukaryota; Metazoa; Cnidaria; Hydrozoa; Anthoathecata; Hydridae.
AGUGCGCGAAACGAUUUAAAAAAGUUUUUGACUCCAAUAGGUUCGGCUAUAUUAAUUUCAUUCGAAAUGACGUCUGAACCAUCUGUAAAUGAAUUUUUGCUGAAAGACCCUCCAAAAGAUACUAUUUCCUCAGCAAAGUUUGGUCCCACUUCCUCAAAUUUUUUAUUUGUAACGUCUUGGGACCAUACAGCACGUCUUUACGAUGUUGGAACAAAUACACAACGUUCAUGCUAUGAAAAUAUUAAUGCUCUAUUAGACUGUACUUUUGUUGAUCCUACGCAUGGUUAUGUAGGAGGAUUAGAGGGUAAACUGUCAGGCUAUGACUUCAACACUUCUGUAGAGACAUUUCUUGGAUUUCAUAAUGCACCAAUCAAAUGUGUUGAAUUUUGCCCUGAACUAGGUAUACUUAUUACAGGAAGUUGGGAUUGUACUGUAAAACUUUGGGAUCCUCGUCAAAGUAAAUGCAUUGAUACGCAUGAUCAAGAUGAACGAGUAUACACUAUGGCAUUGUCAGAAGAGCGACUUGUUGUUGGAACUGCUGAAAGAAGAGUCAUGGUUUGGGAUCUUCGAAACACUGGUGUUGUACAACAAAAAAGGGAAUCUAGUCUUAAGUUUCAAACAAGGUGCAUCAGAUGUUUCCCUAAUAAGCAAGGAUAUGUAUUGAGUUCAAUUGAAGGAAGAGUUGCUGUAGAAUAUUUCGAUCCAAGUCCUGAAGUACAAAAAAAAAAAUAUGCUUUCAAAUGCCACCGUGUAAAAAAUGAUGGAACAGAAUAUGUUUAUCCUGUUAACACUAUUGCAUUUCAUAAUGGCUACAAUACUUUUGCAACAGGUGGAUCAGAUGGGUUUGUUAAUGUUUGGGAUGGUUUUCAUAAGAAGCGUUUAUGCCAGUUUCAUCGCUAUCAAAGUAGUAUAUCCUCGUUAAGCUUUUCUAAUGAUGGCACUGUUCUUGCAAUUGCUGUUUCUUAUCUUAAUGAGGAAGGCGAAAGAGAACAUCCAGAAGAUGCUAUAUUUAUUCGACAAGUAAGUGAUGCAGAAACAAAACCGAAAUAAAGACCAUAGUUCUUGCAGAAUUUUAGACUUCAUUGCAUAGAAAUUAACAUUGUAACUGGCAUUAAAAGGUACACAGAAAUUGUUCUUUUAUAUACCUUCAUGAAGCUGAACAUAGGUGGAAGAUAAAGAAAUAUGGAAGAUAAAAAAGAUAAAAGACCUAAAUGUUGUAAUUUUUUAAUUUUAUUAUUUAACAAUAAACUACAGAAGACAAAAGAAUUCCAUUUGAGUAUGUAGUUACAUGUAGUAUAUUUUUACUAUGUAGUUAGUUUCAGAAUAAAAAAUAGUUUUCCAUUU